This is a messenger RNA of Suricata suricatta (meerkat), 291 nucleotides long. Its product is annotated as small nuclear ribonucleoprotein F-like. The record is from RefSeq and is a predicted model, not a curated record. The transcript has a single exon. The coding region runs from base 3 to 263 and encodes 86 amino acids. Gene Ontology annotation, cellular component: U1 snRNP; catalytic step 2 spliceosome. Gene Ontology annotation, molecular function: RNA binding. Gene Ontology annotation, biological process: mRNA splicing, via spliceosome; spliceosomal snRNP assembly. Lineage: Eukaryota; Metazoa; Chordata; Mammalia; Carnivora; Herpestidae.
AGAUGCGUUUGCCCCUCAAUCCCAAACCUUUCCUGAAUGGAUUAACAGGGAAGCCAGUAAUGGUGAAACUUAAAUGGGGAAGGGAGUACAAAGGCUACCGGGUAUCUGUAGAUGGCUAUAUGAACAUGCAGCUUGCAAACACAGAAGAAUACAUAGAUGGAGCAUUGUCUGGACAUUUGGGUGAAGUUUUAAUAAGGUGUAAUAAUGUCCUUUAUAUCAGGGGUGUUGAAGAAGAGGAAGAAGAUGGGGAAAUGAGAGAAUAGCAUCUUUUGUGGGGAAUUUUUUAAUAUA